This is a messenger RNA of Sinocyclocheilus rhinocerous, 1477 nucleotides long. Its product is annotated as cation channel sperm-associated protein 3-like. NCBI's taxonomy places the organism in Eukaryota, Metazoa, Chordata, Actinopteri, Cypriniformes, Cyprinidae. The record is from RefSeq and is a predicted model, not a curated record. Bases 122 to 1477 code for a protein of 451 amino acids. Gene Ontology annotation, biological process: sodium ion transport; flagellated sperm motility; sperm capacitation. Gene Ontology annotation, cellular component: membrane; CatSper complex; acrosomal vesicle. The transcript has 11 exons. Gene Ontology annotation, molecular function: GTP binding; voltage-gated calcium channel activity; GTPase activity.
UGGCUGAUCCAGCCAAUGCAGUCCAAAGCUUUUGAUUGGCUAAAAUGCACGCGGUAUCCAUGACGACGCCAAAGAUGCACGUUUGAAAAGAAACCGUCAGCUUGUCCGUUACUCUGACUGAAUGAAGAUGGAGCGCAGAGUCGCUCGGAUAAGAAACAUUAUUUCUACCAUCACCAAUAGCCAAUGGUUUGCCAACGUCAUCCGGCUAACCCUCGCGCUCAACAUCAUAUUCAUCAUUUAUGUGAUUGAUUGGAGACUGAACGAUCUUUCUCCUUCCCUUUACACUGCUAAUGCUUUCUUCCACUGCGUGUACCUGAUUGAGUAUCUGCUGAUGAUAUGUGUGGAUCCGCGGGGCUACUGGAGGAGUCCCCUCAAUGUGCUGUCUGCCUUUGUGCUCCUGCUCUCCUCCGUCUGCAUGAGUCUGAGCAUGCCUCUGAAGCACCUGGUCUGCAUUUGCGUCCUGCUGGUCUUCAGGCUCAGGAAUUACACGGAUGUCGAGCAGGAGUACACUGCAGGCAUCUGGAGGGGACUGAAGAAAGCCAGCUUGAUCUAUUUCUUGAUCUUUAUGAUCGUACUGGUUUUCGCAAUGGCUGGUCAAUCGUUUUUUGGAGACCCAAACAGAGGAGAUCCAGAAAACUGGGGAGACCUCGGCACAGCCCUGUUCACGCUCUUCAGACUGCUCGUAUUGUAUGAUUGGACGAGGGUGCAUCAGGACCUCGACAAAGCGGGUGUGAGCUACAGCAGCGUCUUCGUCAUCGGCUUUAUUAUUACAUGCUACUUCAUACUCCUUGUUAUAGCCAGGGCUGUUUUCAUCACUGAAUGCCGGAGUGCAUUUGGGAAGGCAGCGGAAAGGAAGAAACGUGCGCGUGAAGAGGAGGUAAAGAAGAAGGUGGAGGAGGUGCUGGAAAGGGCUAAACAGCACCAUGCCCCAAAACUCCGGAGUGUGAGGGAACUCAAAAGGCCCUUAUGUCAUGAUCGAUUUAUUUAUGCGCAGGACAAGAUCACUAGUUCUUCUUUCAUAGGGACAUUUAUGCAGCAGCUGAAUAAACGAGAACAAACCAUGUUAGAGUGGUGGCGGCUGAUAAAUGAGAAGAUGGCUGUACUGAAGGAGGAGCUCGAGGACAAGCUGAAUGAGGAUGCUCUUGCUGAGGGGCUGUACAAGAAGUCCGGCAGAUUAGUAUUUCUUGGCCUGGGCAAUGCUGGCAAAACGACGCUUCUGCAUAUGCUGAACGAGCACAGACUGGGUCUGCAUGUGCCGACCUUUGACCCCACCUCAGAAGUGUUGAGGAUCGCUGGCGUGACCUUCAGCUCCUGUGAUCUGACUCGAGGGGAGUGGAGGAAGCUUCUCCCAGCCAUGAGCGGCAUGGUCUUCCUGGUGGACUGCGCAGAUUACGCCAGGCUACCCGAAUCCAAAACAGAGCUUGACGUGAGCUUUAUACUGUCUUCAGCCAUUUCAGACUUCGUUACACACUCGUGA